AUGCUGGCCAGAGGAAGAGCGGGAAAGAUAAGGGCGCCUCGACGUGGUCUGAACCAAGGCGAUGUCGACUUCGAAUCUACUUGGAACACCAUCGCCACGGCCUUUACGCAAAUCUUUGGCAAAAGUGCUUCCGGUCUUUCCUUCGAAGAAUUAUUUCGGCAGUGCUACAAGCUUGUUUUAAAGAAGAAGGCAGAUCUGUUAUAUGACCGGGUGAUCAAGUUGGAGCAAGUCUGGCUGCGGGAGAACAUUCGGACCAAGAUUCUAUCGCUAGUCAACCCCUCGAUCACCGUGGGCCUUGUCGAUCAGACGACAGUGGGGGAUUCCAAUGAGCGUAGAAUCGCAGGCGAGCGUUUUGCUCGAGCCCUUAAGGACGCCUUCAACCACCAUACGCUGUCAAUGGGCAUGAUCACCGACGUUAUGAUGUACAUGGACAAGUAUCUGAGUCACGAUGGAGGUAAACCAUCGAUAUAUGCUGCAAGCAUGUCUACCUUCCGACUUGAAAUACUCAAAGCUCCCUUCAGCGAAGAUGCCACGUUGGACACUCUGUCUCUUCUCGAAACCGUUUUGCUCGACAUGAUAAGAAUGGAACGAAAAGGCGAAGUCAUCGACCGCUCUUUAGUCCGACAGUGUUGUUACAUGUUGGAAGGCCUGUACGAGUCUUUCACUGAAGAGGAAACCACAAAGCUAUACCUUACUUCUUUUGAACCCAAGUUCCUCGAGGCCAGUCGUCAGUUUUACAAGUCGGAAGGUCAGGCACUUCUUGCGGAGGCAGAUGCGAGCACCUUCUGCACACACGCUAGAAGGAGGUUGUCGGAAGAAGAGGAGAGGUGCAAACAGACCAUCUCGCAAACUACCGAGCAGAAGAUUAAGUCUGUGGUGGAGCAAGAGCUAAUCCAGGCGCACAUGCGAGAAGUCAUCAACAUGGAAGGCACUGGUGUCAAGAAUAUGUUGGACAACGACAAGAUCCAAGAUUUAGCCAACGUUUAUGAUCUUAUUGCUCGAGUUGACCAGAGAAAAGGUGCAUUGCGGGAUGCUCUUCAGAAGCGAGUUAUUGAACAAGGCUCGGAUAUUAAUAAGGCAGCCAAUGUCAUAAGCGAAGCACAGCCCGCCGCGAAGCCGCCUCAGCGACCUGCCGACGGCAAAGCCCCAGCCGAAAAGUCCUUGAGCCAACAAACCCAAGCCGCAAUCAAUUGGGUUGAGCAAGUUUUGGAGCUGAGAAACAAAUACGAUAGGUUCUGGGUUGAGGCAUUCAGAAAGGACGUCGUGAUGGAGAAGGCUCUAGAGGUAUCAUUUCAAGAUUUUAUCAACGCUAACGAUCAAAGUCCGGAGCACUUGUCACUCUUCUUGGAUGAAUACCUCAAGCGUGGCGGAAAGGACAAGACGGAUGCCGAAGUCGACGCCAUUCUCGAUAAUGGCAUAUUACUACUUCAGUACCUCGCCAACAAAGACAUCUUCGAGAGAUACUACAAGAGACACAUGGCCAAGCGAUUAUUGAUGAAGAAGUCCGUCAGCCGAGAGAUGGAGCGACUGAUGCUUUCCAAGAUGAAGAUGAAGAUUGGCAACCAAUUCACGCAGAAGUUGGAAGCACUCAUCCGGGAUACAGAAUUGUCCGACAACCUCAGUGCGCAGUACAAGACUUACGUCAAUUCACUUGGAGACCCAGACCCCAAGCGGGUGGAGCUGGAUUGUAGAGUAUUGACUUCAACGACAUGGCCCUUUGAAACCAUCAGGAAAGAUGACGAUGACGACUCAAGGAAACGACCUACGAUCAAAUGGCCAUCAACUGUAGAUCAAGUCCGACAACGUUUCGAGCAAUUCUACCUAGACAAGCAUACCGGACGGCGACUGGAAUGGGUGCCGAACCUUGGAGAUGCGGAUAUACGAGCAACCUUUACUAACAACGGCAAAACUAGACGAUAUGAGCUGAAUGUAUCAACGUACGCAAUGGUCAUCUUGAUGCUAUUCAACGACUUGCCCUCUGGAGAAUGCCUUACCUGUGAGCAAAUUCAAGCCGAAACAAACAUUCCUCAAGCCGACCUAGUCCGAAAUUUGCAGUCACUGUCUUUGGUGGCCAAAUGGAGAGUGCUCAAGAAGGACCCGCCACAUAAAGAGGUUAAACCGAGUGACAAAUUCUCUUUUAACGAGGGCUUCUCGAGCCAAUACCUUAAAAUAAAGGUCAGUGUGGUGUCUGGCGGAGGUAACCGGGUUGAGAACAGUGAGGAACGUCGAGCCACCCAGAAGAAAACCGACGAAGAACGAGGGCACGUCAUCGACGCGGCAAUUGUUCGGAUCAUGAAGUCGAGAAAGAAUCUCUCCCACUCACAAUUGAUGACGGAGACACUGGCACAACUAUCGGCACGAUUUAAACCGGACGUGAACAUGAUCAAGAAGAGGAUUGAGUCGCUGAUGGACCGAGAAUUUUUGGAACGUGGGCCCGACCCAACCCAACCUUCAUACGUCUACAUGGCUUGA
This is a messenger RNA of Exophiala spinifera, 2472 nucleotides long. RefSeq lists its product as uncharacterized. Gene Ontology annotation, molecular function: ubiquitin protein ligase binding. The transcript has 2 exons. Gene Ontology annotation, biological process: ubiquitin-dependent protein catabolic process; protein ubiquitination. The coding region runs from base 1 to 2472 and encodes 823 amino acids. NCBI's taxonomy places the organism in Eukaryota, Fungi, Ascomycota, Eurotiomycetes, Chaetothyriales, Herpotrichiellaceae. Gene Ontology annotation, cellular component: Cul3-RING ubiquitin ligase complex. The record is from RefSeq and is a predicted model, not a curated record.